UACUCCUCUGUGACAUUUUGAAGAACUAGUGUUUUCUUUGCGAUAUUAUUGUAUUUUUAUUUACUAAUUAAGGUACACUGGUUAUUACCAGAGUUUUCAUGUAAUAUUUUCGUGUUUAUAUAACAACAACUGAGUGACAAACGCAAGAUUAUUGGAGUUUAUUGUAAACAUGCUUCGACCAUCAUCACUGUGCACAUUCUUGCUGUGUUCCACUAUUCAUUGGUCGCAAAGUGAAGACAUCUCUACUAGUGAUAAAAUGAUCUAUAAGAAUCUUAUCAAUGAUUCAGAUAACGUAAUCAAAUCCGGUUUGGCUGAAAGAUUUUUUCUGCCAAAGACAGAUAUUGUACUGACUGUCUUCAACUUUAAGAAUUCCAAUAACUACUGCAGUUUCUACUUCCAUAUUUCACAUGUUAUUUAUCUUUCCCCUCGUAUUGAAGCAAGAUAUGAGAACAGAAAAGUUUACUACACGAUUCACGAAGGAUCUCAAGUCUUAGUACAAUCAGUAAUAAAUCGAGGAACUUUAGCAUUGGAUGACUGCUACAAUUUAAGGAGAGAUACCAAACGAAUUCAGGCAUGUGUAACAUGGAGAGAUAUAAAAUGGUAUAAAAACCAAGUCUGCAUAUGCUUGUAUGCUCAUCUUAAUUACGAUGAUGGUCGCAAGACAUCUGUGAAAAUAAAAUGCUGUCAACUCAUAAACCGAGAUACCCGUCCUCCUACAAUUCCCCCUUCCAUAUUUCCAACUUCUACACUAUCGUCACCUUCGACAAGAGUUGUACCCACCACUGUCCAAUCCAUUAUAAUUCCACCUUCCGUAGUAAAUAAUACCACAGUAACUCCUAAUACAGUUACAACCACUAAAGUUGCACCUACUAAAAUUCAGCCUACCACAAUUUCUUCAGCAACUGAAUCUCCUGGUGUAGCUUAUCCAGAAACAGGGGCGUCUACCUCAAUUCAACCCAUUAUUCAAUUCCCACAAAUCACAGUGAAUCUGACAGUGGAACCCUACCACCACUUUAUUCCCUAA
This is a messenger RNA of Homalodisca vitripennis (glassy-winged sharpshooter), 1024 nucleotides long. RefSeq lists its product as uncharacterized. The coding region runs from base 170 to 1024 and encodes 284 amino acids. NCBI's taxonomy places the organism in Eukaryota, Metazoa, Arthropoda, Insecta, Hemiptera, Cicadellidae. The record is from RefSeq and is a predicted model, not a curated record. The transcript is spliced from 4 exons.